Molecule: messenger RNA, 5609 nt
Organism: Numida meleagris (helmeted guineafowl)
Lineage: Eukaryota; Metazoa; Chordata; Aves; Galliformes; Numididae
Gene: UVSSA
Product: UV stimulated scaffold protein A
Exons: 13
Coding region: 87-2297 (736 amino acids)
Biological process (GO): transcription-coupled nucleotide-excision repair; response to UV
Cellular component (GO): chromosome
Molecular function (GO): RNA polymerase II complex binding
Source: RefSeq, a predicted model, not a curated record
GUGAUGGCGUCAUCAGCGCCGGGAGUGGGGGGGGCGGGCAGGCCGGUCGCGCUCCCGGAGCGGGUGCGGGCGGUUCCUCGGCGGAGAUGGAGCAGCGGCUGGCCGAGCUGGUGGAGGAGCUCACCACGGCGGGGGAGCCGCAGCUGGAGCCGGGCAAGAUGAAGGAGCUGAAAAAAAUCUGCAGAUCGUCGGAGGAGCACCUGAGCCACGCCUACCACCUGCUGCUGACCAGGCUCCGCGAGGAGCACGCCGAGAUGCGCUUCUCCGCUUUCCAGAUCGUGCAGGAGCUCUUCUCCCGCUCCCACUGCUUCCGCACGCUGCUCGUGUCCAACUUCCAGGAGUUCCUGGAGCUCACGGUGGGGACGGACCACGAGCAGCCCCUUCCCCCGCCCCGGGAGGUGGCCCAGAAGCUGAGGAAAGCGGCCAUCGGGGCAGUGCAGGGCUGGCACGAGAAGUACGGGGAGGCCUACAAGAAGCUGGCGCUGGGAUACCACUAUUUAAAGCAGAACAAGAAGGUGGAUUUUCAAGACGUGCACGCGAGAACAGUGGCUGAAAGGAAGAGGGAAGAGGAGAAGCAAAAACGACUGGACAACGUUUACAAAGAAAAAGCCAAAAGAGCUGAAAAAGAAAUGGCAGAACUGUCCCAAGAGGUUGCUGAAACGCUGACAGAGAUGGAGAACUGUUUCCGGCUGCUGCUGCCAGAUCCUUUUGACUUCACUGUGAACUGCACAGGACUGGAACCCCAUGAACAAACGACUGCUAGUGAGGAUAGAUCCGCGUCCUCCUUGUCCUCAUACGUGGGAUGUGUGGAUGAUGAACAGCCAUGCUGCAGCAAGGACAUUCUUCCUGUUCCUCAGUGUGUUAGAACUGAUCAAAACGAAGAGUUAGGUGACAAACAGAAGAAGCCUGAGCAAAAUGUGUUAGAUGAAGACACGUGCUCAGAAGUUGAAUCUGGUGUUCCUGUUCUCAGAGAUGAUGAUUAUGAAACCUUUGUCAGGAAUCAUGGACUGAUUUCUCAUAAAUAUACUCUAGACCUUGAACUAUCCACAGAUAUCAAAGUGCACGAGAACGAAGACAAUACUGCUGUAAUAAACAGCGUCGUGGAUGCUCACAAACUCGUCAGAAAUAAGUUCUUGCCUUCCGUGCAGUCCUGGAUUCAGUUAUUUACCCGAGCAGGAAUAAACGACGAUCGGUUGAGAUGUGCCAUUGAUCUAAAGAAUAAACUGGAGGCUGCUCUGAAGAAAUACAAGGAAAUGAACAUUUCCUUUAAAGAGAGAAAAGGAAAAGUGAUGAAAGCCUCAGAUGAUGAUGACGAUGAUGAAGAUGAGUUUGUGGAGGUCCCCGAGAAGGAAGGUUAUGAGCCCCACAUUCCAGACCACCUGCGUAAGGAAUAUGGCCUUGAGCCCAAGUCACCCCCAAAAGCACCAGCAAGGAAGGCCCCUGAGGGACCAGCUCCACUCAGCUCCUGUGCUCGGCUGAGAGGGAAUGAAGAUGAACUUGAUCCAACCUGUGCAGCUGCAACACUGAAGCUUAUCAGAGACAAACUACCAAAGUUAACGCCUCCGCAGGCCAGUGAGUCUGCAGCUACUGAACCAGCAGCUUUGGAAGAGCCUGACAGUAAGAGAAGAAAACUAGAAGAGGAAAGAGCUAAAGCUCCCUUCAUGCCUUUUGGGUUAGAUCUUCACUACUGGGGACAAGAUCAGCCAAGUGCUGGGAAGAUUCUCAAGUUUACUUCUGAGCAUCGAUUUUGGGCACCCAGUGAAGUAGAGGAAGAGGUAGAAAAUAAAGAAAUAACUGAAAUGUUAAAAACCAGAUAUAUAACAUUUGCUGGCAAGUUUGAACCAGUGAAGCAUAAAUGUCGAGCACCAAUGCCCGAUGGAAGUCUGUGCGAAAGACAAGAUCGAAUUAAGUGCCCUUUCCAUGGAAAGAUAAUUCCUCGAGAUGAGUGUGGGAUUCCUAUUAAUGCAGAGGACAGAGCCAGAGAAGAAAAGAUGCGCUUUGAGAAGCAAGCAACUCAGCCAGAGUGGCGAGAUCCAGAAUUCAUGCGAGAAGUCGAAGCAGCCACAGGAGUGGAUCUUGGUUCCUCUAAAAAUAAUGGGAAAGGAGGAAAAAAGAAAGGGAAGAAGAAAUACCCAAAUCUGACAGACCUGAAGCAGCAGGCUAACACUUCUCGUUCCCGGCUGGAGAAGAUAGUCUUCAAUAAAGGUGCUGUGAAACGAGUGGUGAAAGCAAUGAAUCAGAUGGACCAAAGAAAGCAUGAGAAGUUUGCCAACCAGUUUAACUACGCACUGAAUUAAGAUGUAACGAAAUGCAAAGAAGACUAACAGGAGUGCAACUGCAGAAAGCCUUUAGCAUGAGCCUCCGUGUUUAAAAUACUGUGCUGUGUGCAUUUUUACUGGGAUUACUUUUUAAAAUGUUCUUAACUUCUAAUUUAUUUUACAAUUAACAUGAAUUUUGGCAAAGAUGUGGUAGUAUAUAAUGGACUUAAUGCACUUAAUGAUAAGUAUUGAAAAUUUACCUGAAAUAGAACUUAAUUUGUGACUUGUACAUACUCUGAGUAAAAUGUUCAGGGCUUUUUUGCCUUCCUAAGGGACCAAUAUCAUUUAUACAUUGUUUGCCAGCACAAUUGUGCUUUGCCUGGACUUUCAUACCUUCAGAAGGAUGCCUUAGAAACAAUUUGAUUUUCCCUUGAGGUGACAACACACAGGCUAUUUGCUCAGCCUGAUAUUCUAGAAAGACUUCUACAUCAAGCAGCCCACUAGCUCCUGCAGCACCUCUGAAAGCUUCUUGCAUAUGUACUGGAAAAAGCCAAAUCCAUUCAUGAUCAGAAGACACUGAUUGAAUCAAGUUUCAUUUCAGCAGGUUCAAAAACUGAUUCAAACUCAGUAGCUGUGGCACCUGUGGAGAAGCUGAAAUUAAGUUGUUCCUGGUCUCCUCCUUGUCUUCCCAAGAUGGUCUCCCACUAUCUUUCAGAAAUGAGUUUGGAAAGUAUGUUAUGAAAAGUUGUGGAGAUACUUAAAAUGUGCUGGAGUUUAAGUGAUACCAAAAAAGCUGCAUUACAAAGAGGUUUAAGAAAAUUACUCAGGUGACACACUGCAUAAGUGAACAGCCUGGCUUCAAUCAGUUAAAAAUCAGUUGAAGUAACAUCAGUCUCAAUCCCAGAAGUGCAUGUAGGGACCUAAAUACACACACAAACACCUGAAUUCUUCUAAUGCUGGAGGUUUAAGUCAUUGGAUCCAGAUGGUUGGUAUCUGUGUGGCUUGUUAUUGAUAGAGUGCUUAGCCCAAUCUCUCAUAACUGCUUUAUAACUGCUUUGCUGGCUCUCUUCACCUCAGAAGUAGAAUGGAGUGAACACUGACUAGUUCUGCUCUUGUGGGCUUUCAGACAGCCUUAACAAUGAAGGAAAUCGGGAGUAUCAAGGAAGAUAGUGUUUGAAACUCAAUUUCAGAAUGAAAGUAGAAGUCUUCAGUAAAACACAGAACACAAAUUAGAAUGGAUUCUCUACAGUACCAGGUUAGUUACUCACCUGCUUGAGAUAUUUCCUUGUGCAGCAAGAGAUGCUCUAAGAAUUUAAAAUGAAAUCCUCUGUGCAGCUUUUGACCACCUCAGACAAGAGCUAGUUUACAGCUCUGCCACGUACCUCUUGACUUGCACAAGUACUGCUAAGAACGCAAGCAAUGAUAAUUUAAUCUUCCAGAUCUUUGCAGUUUGGAAGACUUUUUCCUCUCCAACAUGUAUUUAGAAGCAUACUUCUACACUAUGACAAAUAAUACAUAGCCAGCAGCUGUUUAAGCAAGAAUUUCUUAGUUAUUUAUUGCACGGGAAGUCAAAGCUGUGUCUGCUAGCAAUCUAACUAACAGUGAAGGCUGCAGGUGAAAGCAUAGACUAGGACAGACCCCACUCACUGCCAGAUCAGUUGAAUCAACUGAUUUUAUUUAUUAGCAAAGAUAAAGACAAAGAAAAAGCAACAAUAGAGCUCAUGUACUUGAAUGCAGUAUAGCUCACUGGACACUGAUACUACAAAACAGUCCAAAUCAAAGUGCUUGAUCUUGGAGAUAUUAAUAUUUAUGAGAGCCACGGUAGUUAUUGUUCUACUGUUCCAGAGACUUUUGAGCCUGCACAGACUGAAGGUCUUCAUUUGUAAGGUAUGUUUUUACUGAUCUCUGUAAAAAAGGGGAGAAAUUUCUAUUGUACAGUGACACUUAACCUUUUGACAUGAAGUAUCAGCGCAAGCAAACUUCUGGCAAACAGUAGGCAUACUUCAUUGCACCUCACGGAGUUUCAAUUUUGAGUCUACAGUAAAAUAAAAAAUCCCCCAUGACCUAGAUUAGAAAAGGGAAUUGUUUAAAGCUGUGAGAAAAUAACGUGCCAAGCAAAUUGUACUCCUUUGUGAUGCUUCUUAAGAGUCAUAAGUUCUAGAAUUAUCAACUGAAACUUCUUUAUUCUUGUUUUGAUGCAAGAACUUUGCUCAUCAGGUAGGGACAAAGAUAUAUAUGUAUAUACACCCAGUUGGGUAUGAAUUGUUUAUGUUUUGGCCUUGAAGCAAGACAGACCAUUGGCUAUUCAGUGCACAUUAAGCAUACAUCCUCCCUAACUCUAUGUUAGCCUGACCUUUUACCAGUAAGGUUCUUCCCUUUAUCCAUAGUGUUUGAAGAAACAUAUGCUUCCCCUCCCGUGUUAAUUAUUACCUCAUUUUCUCAAAGGUUUUGCCAAGUUCCACUUUUAGGAAUAUACAUACAACAGAUUUUGAAAUAUUUUGCCUCUGUAAACAUUCUCAUUACAACUGGUCAGGCAUAAUUCAGCAACAUUUAUCAGCUUUCUCCUUUUUCUGGGUUCAUCUGUGGCUCUGGUGGAGAAAAGAAUUAAAGACAUCUAUCACCAGUGAUCCAGCACAAUUUCAUUAAACAGAAAUCCUUUUAUGGAUAUAUACCAUUCACAAUCUCUACUGUAUAUUUUUGUCACUCAAAUGCCUAUGCAACUGUACCAUAACAUACUCCUACUUAGUGGAGAUACUGCAUCUGAUUUUCAGGUACCUAAACACCUUGUAUGAUUUGGUCCUUGAUCUGCAUUGUUUAGCUGUAAUACAGGUUGAAUUUUCUGUGUUCCUAGAAGGACAUGGUAGCCCUGAGUUGGAGUGAGCUGUACUGAUACAUCAAAGGCAUCCUCUUAUAAAGAGUGAUGUUUCAGUGCUGAAGUAAGAAUAGAAAACAAGGACUUCUCCACACUUACUCUUACUAGAGCAUGAUUGCAACUGGCAAGUAAAAACUCAAAAGGAAGAAACUGUGGUGCAUAUAAAUUCGGUGCUGAUGAAGGUUGGAAUUAAGGGUCAAGCCCUCUAAUAGAAAGCACAGUGGCAAAGACAAGUUUGGUAUGAAGUUUUGAGCAGAAUAAGAGCACAUCCCUCUAAAAUUGCUGAUAGAAAAUGAUGGGUCCACACUCCUCUCUUAAAUGAUAACUUGCAGUUUUAUUGUCUGAACUUACUUUAGGCUUGGCUGAAAAUUUCUAUUAGAAAAGUGUAACCCUUAAGUGCUCUUAAAAAUGUAUUAAAUAAGAAAAACACGGGAUUUGGUUCUGCAUGGACAAUACAUCAUACUGAUUGUGUAAAACAA